Molecule: messenger RNA, 1209 nt
Organism: Tuber aestivum (summer truffle)
Lineage: Eukaryota; Fungi; Ascomycota; Pezizomycetes; Pezizales; Tuberaceae
Source: the annotation of a GenBank genome assembly
AUGACAGCGUCAACUAUUGCUCCUACUACCCCCCCCAUACGGUUCACCACUCACUCCUGCCUCCGACGCCGACUGGUUCUCUCAACUCUAACCGGCGCCCCGCUCCACAUCUCGCGAAUCCGAGCAACCAGUUUGAAACCCGGUCUAACAUCCUACGAAUUCUCCCUCCUUCGCCUACUCGACUCCUUAACGAAUGGCACAUUUAUCGAAAUCUCUCUAACCGGCACAACGCUACUAUACAAGCCCGGGUUAAUAACCGGCAACAAUGGCCGUGCCCUCGUGCAUGUAAUACCAGAGAACUGCCCUCGUGGAGUAACCUACUUCCUGGAAGUCCUCGCCUUACUAGCGCCAUUCUCAAAAAACGCCUUUUCGGUGACCCUAAAAGGCGGUGUCAUUACGUCCGCAACGACAGAUGACUACUCGGUUGACACAUUCCGCACGGCGGUGCUACCGGUGUAUGCUGGCUUUGAGAUUACACGGGGCAUCGAGGUGAGGACACUAGUACGUUCCUCAGGACCCUUAGGCGCCGGCGAGGUGCAUUUCCUGCACGGACACCAAGUCCGGUUGCCCAAGACACUGCACAUACAGAACUCCGGGAGAGUAAAGCGGAUUCGGGGUGUUUCGUAUAGUACCGGUGUUAGCGCGGGAAACAAUGCUCGGAUGAUCGAGGUGGCGCGUGGAGUUCUCAAUAGAUUCAUUGCAGAUGUAUACGUUUUCUCAGACGUUUCAAAAGCCCAGAUCGUCCCCGCGGAUUACGGAAAGGAAGGCGCGGCGGAGAAGGCUGCCGGCAAUACGAAGGGGAGAGCAGGGGGGAAGACAAAGAAGACCGGUGUUGGUUUUGGCAUCUCCUUGGUUGCGGAGACAAGUCUUGGUACUACGUAUGUUGCAGAUGCAUUUGCCGGGCCGGCGGAGGCAGCGGAGGAUGUUGGGAAGAGGGCUGCUGUUAUGCUGCUUGAAGAGAUCAGGGUUGGUGGAGCCGUUGGAAGACAUGGGCUCAUGAGUGUCCUAAUUAUGAUGAUGAUGGGGGUUGAAGGGGAUGUUGGCCGGGUGGUACUUGGCAAAGAGGCGAUUGCAGAGGAGUUCAUUGCUGGUGCUAGGGAUUUAAAGAAAGUUUUUGGCGGGGAGGUUGCCGUCCGUGAUGGAGAAAGUGACUCAUUGGUAGUCUCUGUGGUUGGGAGGGGCGUGGGUAAUAUUGGUAGGAAAGUCGCG